AUGGUCCAGCGCACGGUGGGCAAGCUGGCCUUUGCCGAUCCCUUCGUGAUGGAUGUGGUGGUGGAGGACGGGACCAUGGCCGUCACCGCUCGCCUGGGCCAUCAGUUCAUGGCCGACUUCUUCGGGACCUCGCCGUCUGCGUAUGAGAGCCUCCUGUCGGACCCGGCAUGUCGGGCAGAGGCGGCUGGCCUGGCCAAGGACCUGACAGUCCUGCUGGCGCAGUACUGCGGCCUGAUGACAGGCGAGGACUCUGGGGCGCUGAGCGCUGUGCUGAGAUGGGCCCGCCUGCUCCACGCUUUCACCCUGUCCUCCAAGGACGGGCCCCUGAUCGUGGAGGACCUGCCGGGGCAGCUGUCUGCAGCAGAGGCUGGCCAGCUUCUGGAAAGGAGCGCUGGAAAGGGUGCCCAAUCCAGGCACCGGCCACAAUGA
Messenger RNA from Auxenochlorella protothecoides, 429 nucleotides. RefSeq lists its product as hypothetical. The transcript has 4 exons. The record is from RefSeq and is a predicted model, not a curated record. Lineage: Eukaryota; Viridiplantae; Chlorophyta; Trebouxiophyceae; Chlorellales; Chlorellaceae. Bases 1 to 429 code for a protein of 142 amino acids.